Alnus glutinosa is the source of this 942-nucleotide messenger RNA. Its product is annotated as organelle RRM domain-containing protein 6, chloroplastic. Gene Ontology annotation, biological process: cytidine to uridine editing; chloroplast mRNA modification. Gene Ontology annotation, molecular function: RNA binding. The record is from RefSeq and is a predicted model, not a curated record. Gene Ontology annotation, cellular component: chloroplast. Lineage: Eukaryota; Viridiplantae; Streptophyta; Magnoliopsida; Fagales; Betulaceae. The transcript is spliced from 4 exons. The coding region runs from base 88 to 615 and encodes 175 amino acids.
CAAAUGGUACAAACUAGUGAGGAGGUGGGGGAGAUAAGAUACUCGGACUCUCCGGUUACAGUGUAAUCUAAUCAAAUUUGUGUUCCAAUGAUGAAUUUGGGAGCCAAAAUGGGAGCGAGUGGCGUUGUUUUCAGAAUCCCAAAUCCUCCAAUUCCCCUCUCCUCUAAUAAAACACCCACACAACAAUUACUUCACCAUAAGGAGGCGAUUUGUAGCAGCAGCAAAGGGAGGCCAUUUUCUGGGUUGUCUCUGAGACAUGGUGGCUCCUUCGUGUUGGCGUGUCUCCCUCCAUCUUCGCCCUCGUCCUCUUCACCCAACAGUCGCUCUACAAAGCUCUACGUCAGUGGUCUCUCUUUUCGCACCACUGAAGAGAGUCUACGAAAGGCUUUCCAGAACUUCGGUCAACUUGUAGACGUCAAUCUGGUGAUGGAUAAAAUAGCUAAUAGGCCAAGAGGGUUUGCUUUCAUCCAUUAUGCAACUGAGGAGGAAUCCCAGAAAGCUAUUGAGGGAAUGCAUGGGAAGUUUUUGGAUGGUAGGGUGAUAUUUGUGGAAGUCGCAAAAUCUAGAUCAGAGCUCCACCAAGGCGGCCUUAAACAAAACAGAAGACAGUUUUGAAGAGCAAGACAUGGCAUCCUUGUAGUAGAUAUAGAUUGUGGAGUGCAACUAAGCUAGCCACUGGCUCUAGGAUGUCAGUUCUCCAUGUACAAUAAUAUUGAAUGGUGAGACCUUUCAGAUUAAUUGUUUCUCUCUCUCUCUCUCUCUCUCUCUCUCUCUCUCUCUCUCUCUCUCUCUCUCUCAAGAGUUCUGAUUUCUUUGAAACACUUUGUAUUUGGUUUGGGAUGGGAUCGAAACUAUUUAACAUUUUUGUAGACUUUGGUUGCAUGCAUGGCACAAUCUAAGAACUGGCAAGGAUAAAAAUACUAUCAGGCCUUCUUUCACCGA